UUCUGUCUUCCCAUUCAUAUUAAUCUCCACUUCUUCCUCCAAUUUUCUUUCUUUGUAAUAUCCAUGGCCAAAUCGUUAAAUCUUUUCUUCUAUCUCUCUGUUUUCAUCUUCAUCAUCACUGAACCCGCCUUGGCUCAGAAAUGUUCCAACUACAAGUUCUCAAGCAAUCAAGUCUUUGAGUCCUGCAACGACCUCCCUGUUCUUGAUUCCUUCCUCCACUACACAUACGAUUCAUCUUCCGGCAAUCUCCAAAUCGCUUAUCGCCACACAAAGCUCACAUCCGGGAAAUGGGUAGCAUGGGCCGUGAACCCAACAUCCACCGGAAUGGUCGGAGCUCAAGCCAUUGUAGCUUAUCCACAAUCAGACGGCACCGUUAGGGCUUACACGUCACCCAUCACUAGCUACCAGACGAGUCUCCAAGAAGGUGAACUGAGUUUCAACGUCUCUGAGCUGUCUGCCACUUAUCAAAACAACGAGAUGGUCAUCUACGCAACUUUGAAUCUUCCACUUGCUAACGGUGGAAACAUUAACACUGUGUGGCAAGAUGGAUCUCUUUCAGGGAACAGUCCUCUUCCUCAUCCAACUUCUGGCAACAAUGUCCGCUCUGUUUCCACUCUGAAUCUUAUCUCCGGUGCAUCUGGUUCCACUUCCACCGGAGGAGGAGCAGAUUCCAAACUCAGAAAACGCAACAUACAUGGAAUAUUGAACGGAGUGAGCUGGGGAAUAAUGAUGCCAAUAGGAGCAAUCAUUGCUCGAUACUUGAGAGUCUGCAAAUCAGCAGACCCUUCUUGGUUCUACAUUCACGUUUUCUGCCAAUCUUCUGCUUAUAUUAUCGGUGUCGCCGGUUGGGCCACCGGUCUCAAACUCGGCGGCGAAUCACCGGGGAUUCAGUUUAGCGUUCACCGUGCUAUCGGAAUCGCUCUCUUUUGCCUCGCAACAGUUCAGGUGUUUGCAAUGUUUCUGAGACCAAAACCAGAGCACAAGUACAGACUCUACUGGAACAUCUACCACCACACCGUUGGCUACAUCGUGAUCAUCCUGGCGGUUGUGAACGUUUUCAAAGGGCUAGACAUCUUGAGCCCUGAGAAGCAGUGGAGAAACGCUUACACCGCUAUAAUCGUAACGCUGGGCUUAGUCGCGGCCGUACUCGAAGCUUUUACUUGGUAUGUAGUCAUAAAGAGAGGGAAAGCAGAGGAAUCUGCCAAGACGACUCAGGUUGGAAACGCUGGUCGGUCUCAAUACGCAUAGAGAGGUUUGGUGUGUAGAUUAGAGAGUGAAAUUUUCUGGUUUUAUCUGGUUGUUUAUCAGUUUUCUGUUGGUUAAUUUUGGUUGGAUUACGUGCUUCUACAUAUACUGCUAGAUUAAAUUAAUACAUUUGAUGGUUAUUAGAUGUUGAAGUUGAAGUUGAAUGGCUCUUGAAGCCUUGACCCUUUGCUCUUUUACACCUUCACGAUGUGUACAUGUGAAC
Molecule: messenger RNA, 1468 nt
Organism: Eutrema salsugineum
Lineage: Eukaryota; Viridiplantae; Streptophyta; Magnoliopsida; Brassicales; Brassicaceae
Product: cytochrome b561 and DOMON domain-containing protein At5g47530
Exons: 3
Coding region: 64-1248 (394 amino acids)
Source: RefSeq, a predicted model, not a curated record